This is a messenger RNA of Populus trichocarpa (black cottonwood), 2829 nucleotides long. RefSeq lists its product as uncharacterized. Gene Ontology annotation, molecular function: chromatin binding. The record is from RefSeq and is a predicted model, not a curated record. The transcript is spliced from 8 exons. NCBI's taxonomy places the organism in Eukaryota, Viridiplantae, Streptophyta, Magnoliopsida, Malpighiales, Salicaceae. Bases 218 to 2605 code for a protein of 795 amino acids.
CCCCCGUUCUCGUUCUCUAUCUAUAGAAAAGAAAAACCACGCUUCGGCUUUGCCUCUGCUAAAAUCGCACCACCCAAACCCUUUUUCAUUACUUAAACAGAAUAAAUAAAAAAUAAAAAAAUCUCUCUCGCUCCCUUCAAUUUUUACCCGCCCAAAAGGUACCUGUGUUUGAAACGGCGUCGUGGUCAAUGUACUGACUUCCUUACUGUUUAAACAAAUGGAUCCAUCGGCGGUAGAUGAUUGUAAUAAAUCUCUACCGCAAUCGGACGGUGAAACUGAUUUGGUUAGCGAGAAGAGACAAAUGGAGAACGUAGAGAGCGAAGAAUUGGCGGCUAAAAGAGCUAAAAAUGGCGUUGGUGAGAUACGGAAAGUGGCGGAGAUAGUUCUGGUGCUAUCUGCAAUGGCGGGGAUGAGAGGAGGGAAGAAUCCGACGGACGCGGAGGUGAGAUUGAUGGAGGAAGCGAGGGAAAAAUUGGUAGAGAUUUGUCAAGAUUUGUCGCCUAAGGAUUUAGUGGCUAGAGACUCAAUUGGGACUGUUAUUGAGGAUUUAGGGCUUAAUUUUAAGCUUAAAGAUCAACGGUUAGGGUUUCGAGGAUCUAGGCUGUCCAUUAAGGAGAAGCUCUCCCUUUCAAAGAGGAAGAUGGAAGAGUCCAAGAAAUUUGCUGCACCUUCAGCUACAUAUACAACUCAAAUUACGCAACCGAGCUUUGGUGCAAUGCCUGAAAGCCAUGGGCCAUCACAUGCUUUUCGCGUGCUUCCUUCAGAUAAACCAAGUAAUAUAUCAGUAUCUUCUGGAAUCUUUCCAGCUUCUUUGCCUGGCCAUGUUUCAGCAGCAACCCCAGCAUCCUCAACACUUCAACCACUCACUACUGAAGCGAAAAUAUCUGCUGUUUCCAGUGGGUUACCUAGCAGUCAAUUAGGAAGGGAUUUGUCUUCUGUAGCAUUUUCUAAAGUUGAAAAAACACAGUUUAAAGUGGAAGGGGGAUCAAAUGGGGCAUCUUAUGCUCCGCAAGUACCAGCAAAUGCUUCUGCAAAUCAUUCACUGGUUAAUGCUCCAAGUUGGUCUAUGCAACCCCAUUCUGCAUCCUCAGGUAAAUCUGCACCAGAAAACAAUAUGCCAAAUCAUAAUUCUGCCAAGGUUGAGGGAGUUGCUGACUUGGGUCGGACUCGUGCAACUCAAGCAGCGAGAGAUCAAACAUUCAGACCAUUUACACCUCAAACUCCACCUGCAAAUUUGCCAAGCAUACACCCGCCUAUGCAAGGCGUGGAGUAUGUUCAACCUCCAUCGUUUAUCAACAAUCACAAUGAAAUUGCUAAAAUUGUUCAGAAGCUAUUACAGCCGAAGCUUCCUGAAUAUCCCACAUGGAUUCCCCCUUCGAGAGAAUACAUGACUACAGCAAUGACUUGCCAAAUAUGCAAGCUUACUGUCAAUGAGGUGGAAACUGUUGUUCUUUGUGAUGCUUGUGAGAGUGGAUUUCACAUAAAAUGUCGAGAAGCAAUUAAUCAGAAAGGAAUUCCUAGAGGUGAGUGGCACUGCAGGAAUUGCAUGGCAUUAAGCAAUGGGAAGCCUUUGCCCCCUAAAUAUGGCCGUGUCAUGAGAAGUGCAACACCACCAAAAGGGCCUUCUAAUCCAGCUGGAAGUCAUUCAUCAUUAGAGAAGAAAGCUGAAAAUGUAGAUCUAAAGGUCGAUCAACAAAAGUCUACAAAUGGUGUUCAAAAUAAUGCUGGAUCUGGUUCUGUCAACAAUGUUGAAUCAGCAUCUGAUUCAAGGAUUUCUGGUGAAAGAGAAAUGCCAAGAGAUGGUAUCACAUCGAGUGGAAAGGAUGCAGAUCAGAGUACAUGUAGUUUCCCCAACAACUCCACUGAAAGAUCUACACAACAAGAUCAAGUUUCUGAAUCACCUGCACAGGAAAAGAGUUCACUUUCUGAAUCAUCUGAAAAAAUCAGCAAGUGUGAAGAUUCCAAACCCUUGCAUAUCUCACAAGACAUUAUCCAAACAGAACAAUCAAAUUUUCCCAAAGCUCCUUUGACACCUCAUCAGGAUCAUUCAAUCAUGGAAGAGUCAGCUAGUGUAAGAGGAAGUUCUGUACCUAAUAAUAGGGUUGGAAAGCAUCCUGGCUUGUCUUCCAGUGGCAUUCAUAGUGUGGAAUGGAUUGGUAAUGAAAUUAAAGUUGCAGAUGGAAAAACUUUUUACAAGUCCUGUUGCAUUGAUGGAGUAUCGUAUAAAGUGCAGGAUCAUGCCCUUUUUCAUUCCAGUGAUGGAAAAUUAACACCCUCUAAACUUCAGACCAUGUGGGAGGAAAUUGAAACUGGAUCAAAGUGGGUUCUUGUCAGUCAGUGCUACUUUCCUGGUGACUUGCCUGCGGCUGUAGGUCACCCAUGUGCCCCUGAAAGUAAUGAGGUCUAUGAAUCAAAUCAUGAAAGCAGUGUGAUGGCUAGCUUGAUUGAAGGCCCAUGUGAAGUUCUUCCUCCUAACAAGUUUAAGGAAAUGAGUGAAAGACAGAACCGGUUAGCAAUCGAGGCAAAUAAUGGAUCAGCACCUGUUUUCAUAUGCAAAUGGUUUUAUGAUGAAUUGAAAGGGAAUUUUCAACCUGUUUUCCAUUGAUCAGUCAAUAUGCACAUAUAUUGAGACUCUUAGUUGGUACCGGUGCUUCCUUUGAUCAGGCAAUCUACAUCAAAUGGGCCUGCAGGUUGAUGAGUGAGUUUAGUACUCAAUGUACAAUUUGUAGCUCUAGUUCUUUGUAUCAUUAUUUCCAUACUAGUUCAUCAAAAUUUUUAGUUAACCUUUCAUGCUUAUCAGGUAAAUUAUAGAAUGAACGUUCUCCUCUA